AGCACUUUUGGCCGCGCUUUCCCAGAAGUAGUCACCGUUAUUUCUCUGUGCGAGCAAUCGGCAUUUCACAACAGAAAGAGGUCUACCGAAAAAGGGAACUCAAAUUUGUAUGUUGCAUAAUUAUACUUUACUUGGAUCUCGGAAGCUGUGUGCAACGAAGACAUCAUGAACGCUUCACAAUUGUGUAUCUUAUCGCUGGUCGUGCUUUCUAUGUUGCUGGCAUGGAGUGCACCGUGCAAUGCCAGCACCGUCUGUGGUCCAUGUACAUGCGUGGACGACUUUCUACUGUCGUGCGGAAACACGACAACCAUAAGUUUGAACAAUAUGGGUUUGACGAAUCUGUCUGCAUCAGCGUUUCAGCAAAGCACGUCCGUUAAAUAUCUAAGCUUAAGCAAUAAUCAGCUUGUUGACCUUCCUGGAGGACUGUUUCAAGCCACAACCAAAUUAACAGACCUAGAUUUGGAUGGGAAUCAGCUCACUCAGCUACCAGAGGGAUUGUUUCGAACAACUAAAGAAUUAGACCAGUUAGACGUAACCAAUAAUCAACUUGUUGACCUUCCUGCAGGACUGUUUCAAGCCACAUCCAAAUUAACCAGCCUGUAUUUGUUAAACAAUAGAAUUCGGCACUUACCUGUUGGACUGUUUCGAACCACAACGGCUUUGUCAGAGAUAGAUUUGGACACGAAUCAGCUCACUCAGCUACCAGAGGGAUUGUUUCGAACAACUAAAGAAUUACAAUCGCUGUGA
Messenger RNA from Sycon ciliatum, 747 nucleotides. RefSeq names its product platelet glycoprotein V-like. Gene Ontology annotation, molecular function: protein binding. NCBI's taxonomy places the organism in Eukaryota, Metazoa, Porifera, Calcarea, Leucosolenida, Sycettidae. Bases 166 to 747 code for a protein of 193 amino acids. The record is from RefSeq and is a predicted model, not a curated record. The transcript has 8 exons. Gene Ontology annotation, cellular component: extracellular matrix.